Dothidotthia symphoricarpi CBS 119687 is the source of this 267-nucleotide messenger RNA. RefSeq names its product Sm-like ribonucleoprotein. Gene Ontology annotation, biological process: P-body assembly; nuclear-transcribed mRNA catabolic process; mRNA splicing, via spliceosome. The annotation marks the transcript as partial. The record is from RefSeq and is a predicted model, not a curated record. The transcript is spliced from 2 exons. Gene Ontology annotation, molecular function: U6 snRNA binding. Gene Ontology annotation, cellular component: spliceosomal tri-snRNP complex; P-body; U6 snRNP. Lineage: Eukaryota; Fungi; Ascomycota; Dothideomycetes; Pleosporales; Dothidotthiaceae.
AUGCUCGUCGAACUCAAGAGCGGCGAGACGUUGAACGGACUCCUCAUUAAUUGCGACACAUGGAUGAACCUCACACUGAGAGAGGUGGUCCAGACGAGCGCAGACGGUGACAAGUUCAUGAGGUUACCGGAGAUCUAUGUGCGCGGCAGUACAAUCAAGUACCUCCGAGUACCGGACGAGAUCGUCGAGGUCGUCAAGGAACAACAGGCUAAGGAUCAAGCGAACCGAGGCGGCCGUGGUGGAAUGCACCAGCGGGGAGACCACAGA